CAGCAAUAUAAAAGGAACUCCCUUCGAGGAUUCGCCAAUCAGACGAUAAAAUCGGUUCUGCCCAGUAGCGUGUUCGAUUUCCGACAGAAUUGCGUGAUUCCACCAAAACCACAAGAUGAAGUACCUGGCGUUGUUGACGUUGUUGGUUGUUAGUGGGUAUGCUUUUUUUACACCGGAACAACACGAAAUAGUGAAAAAAUUGUCCAUCCGCUGCAUGGAGGAAAUUGGUGAAGGACUCCCGGAAAAUAUUGGCGAACGAUUCCGUGGGGGAGACCUCACACUGAACGAUGCCAAGUCCAAGUGCUACAUGAAAUGCAUCUUUACCAAGGUUGGUUUCAUAAGCGAUACCGGUGACGUGAACAGGGAAGUGCUGGUGGAAAAACUGUCGAUAGGAAACACCCGGGAAAGAGCGGAAAUGUUCGCCGAACGAUGCAGCGAGUUUGAUGGAGCUGACGCCUGCGAAAUCUCCUACGGGCUGUACCAGUGCUACCAUAUGAAUAGGGACACGUUCUUCUCCUGAAGCUAGUUAGUUAGCGCUACGGGUUACCAAUAAUGAAGCAUUUGUUAAAUGUGGAAUAAAACUUAGUCUGCAACAAUAAAUAUGUUUUUCCGUCAGUCCGGCAGCCUUUUAAAGCUCGAAAAUGGAAGUCGACAGGCGAUACACGA
Messenger RNA from Wyeomyia smithii (pitcher-plant mosquito), 666 nucleotides. RefSeq names its product general odorant-binding protein 56d-like. The transcript is spliced from 2 exons. NCBI's taxonomy places the organism in Eukaryota, Metazoa, Arthropoda, Insecta, Diptera, Culicidae. Gene Ontology annotation, molecular function: odorant binding. Gene Ontology annotation, biological process: sensory perception of smell. The record is from RefSeq and is a predicted model, not a curated record. Bases 116 to 520 code for a protein of 134 amino acids.